AUGCGACUCCUGGAAUGCAGUCCCGAUGGCAGCUUCACUCGAACAGAGGAUCUACCUGCGAACGAAGAUCUCGAAUAUGCCAUACUCUCGCACACAUGGGGCCCCGAGGAGGUCACCUUCAAAGAUUUGGUCGACGGCACCGAUGGCGAUAAGGCUGGCUACGAUAAACUGAGGUUCUGCGCAAACCGAGCGAUACAUGACGGCUUGCGAUAUUUCUGGGUCGACACCUGCUGCAUCGACAAGUCGAACCAAGUCGAGCUGAACGAGGCGAUUAUCUCGAUGUUUCGUUGGUACCGCAAAGCAGCUCGCUGCUACGUAUAUCUGUCGGAUGUCUCAAUUGCUGGCUGUGGGCGCAGAGAGCCAUCUGAGCCUUGGGAACGGGCAUUUCGAGACAGCAGAUGGUUCACCCGGGGCUGGACGCUCCAAGAGCUUCUUGCGCCGGCAUCGGUCGAGUUCUUCGCGCGAGGGGGUCAAAGACUUGGUGACAAGAAAUCUCUGGAGCAACCGAUCCACGAAAUAACAAGGAUAGCUACCGCAGCACUUCGAGGCACCGACCUUUCCCAGUUCGACGUCGACGAACGAUUCGAAUGGGCGAAGAGCCGCGAGACUACACGCGAAGAAGACUGGGCAUACUGUCUACUAGGCAUUUUCAGCGUCUCCAUGCCGGCUUUAUACGGCGAGGGGAAGCAGAAUGCUAUUCGAAGGCUCAAAAGGGAAAUC
Molecule: messenger RNA, 720 nt
Organism: Microdochium trichocladiopsis
Lineage: Eukaryota; Fungi; Ascomycota; Sordariomycetes; Xylariales; Microdochiaceae
Product: heterokaryon incompatibility protein-domain-containing protein
Exons: 2
Source: RefSeq, a predicted model, not a curated record